AACCACUGAAAAGAAGAAAGAAGAGAGUGUUUUGAGCCGGACCAUUUUCUAUUCCGCUUAUCCUCAUGAGCGGGAGCCUAUCCCGGCUGACUUUGGGCGAGAGGUGGGGGACACCCUGAGCUGGUCGGCGAACAAUCACGGGGCAUGAACAGACUAAUAACCAUUCGCUCUCACUCGCAUUCACACCUACGGCCAACUUUUGAGUCUUCACUGAACACUAACAUGCCUGUUUUGGGAAUAUGGGAGGAAGCACCGGCACAACAUGCAAACUCCACACAGGAAUGCCAGAACCAGCCGGAAUUCAGACCCGCAACCUCAAAACUGUGAGGGAGACGCGCUAACUUCUAGUCCGACGUGCUGCCCAUUAAAACGCAUGCACCUGAAAAUUCUAAAUUUCAACUCUAAACAGGAAGGAUGGAGCUGGGAUUCGGAGCUGGAACCUCAGAACUACGAGGCAGACAUGCUAAGCACUAGAUAAGGGAGACAGCGUUGGUGAUUGGUCCUGCCCUGGCCCGGUGACCCCCUGCCCCCGCUACGCUUCGCCUUCAUGCCGAGCAGAAAGAAGUCCGACGCAGGAGGUCCGAUUUCCCUCCAAAAGUGUCGCUGUAUUGUCGAGGCGCCCCCUCCUCCGCCGCCUGCCACUCAAGCCACAACAGCAGCCGCCUUCCAGCCCCCCCAGCCGCCGCACAUCAAUCCACGGUUUCUUACGAGCGAGUCAGUCAACUUGGCGGAACGUAGGAGGAAGGCUUUUUGGGCGCCAAUACCAAACGGGAAAGCGACAACAGCGCGGAUAGAGAGAAUCAAUCAGGAAGUGGCUGCCUUUCAGCUGUGCCAGAGGAGCCGGGCAAUUUCCUCAUCCCGUCACCAAGGUGACGGGAAGCUCCGCCAGCUGGUGCAGCGGGCAGCGGCUUUGAAUGGAGCGGAGGGGCAACGACGGUUGGGAUGGGAGACACAGUGACGUGUUGGAGAUCCAGGCGGGGACAGGGCGUUCUUGAGUUUGUCGGUCGAGCCAGCCGAAGAGACGGGGAACAGGAUUGGGAAGCAGGGCGAGGCGGGCCCCGCGGAGCCGGUGGAGAAGAUGGCCGGCAGCCCGGAGAAGAGUUCCACCGCGCAGGAGCUGAAGGAGCAGGGCAACCGCAUGUUCCUCUGCCGCAAGUACCAGGAGGCUGCGACGUGCUACAGCAAAGCCAUUAACCGUAACCCCUCCGUGGCAGUGUACUACACCAACCGGGCCCUGUGCCAUGUGAAGCUGCAGCAGCACGACAAGGCUCUGGCAGACUGCAAGCACGCCCUGGAACUGGACACCCAGUCAGUCAAGGCCCACUUCUUCCUGGGCCAGUGUCACCUGGAGCUGGAGAACUACGACGAAGCCAUCGGCAACCUGCAGAAAGCGUACAAUCUGGCAAAAGAACAGCGGCUGAAUUUCGGGGACGACAUCCCCGGCGCCUUGCGCAUCGCCAAGAAGAAGCGUUGGAACAGCAUCGAGGAGAAGCGCAUCAACCAGGAGAACGAGCUGCACGCCUACCUAAGCAAACUCAUCCUAGCAGAGAAGGAGAGGCAACUUCAAGACUACAAGGAAAAGCAGGACGACGAUCACAUUGGAGGCGAUGUGGCCAAGAUUGCAUCCAAACACGACAAGUACUUAAUGGACAUGGAUGAGCUCUUCUCUCAAGUGGAUGAGAAAAGAAAAAAACGGGAGAUUCCAGACUAUCUGUGCGGCAAGAUCAGUUUUGAGCUGAUGAGAGAGCCGUGCAUCACACCCAGCGGGAUCACCUACGACCGCAAAGACAUCGAGGAGCACCUCCAGCGAGUGGGCCAUUUCGACCCAGUCACUCGAAGCCCCCUGACCCAGGACCAGCUGAUCCCCAACUUGGCCAUGAAGGAAGUGAUCGAUGCCUUUAUCCAGGAGAAUGGAUGGGUGGAGGACUACUAGACAGAUCUGGUCUCUCUAUCGCCUCCUCCUCAAGUCAACACGAGACUUUAGAGAAGAUGCCGCGCCUUGCCUGGACGCGAACACGGGAGCUGCCGGGGGCCUCGUAGCUCGUCCCGUUCUCUUUGCAUCCCAAACAUGUGAGGCUGUGUGUUUGUGGCCUGCUACACCCUUUAACACCACCCCCACCCAACAUCUUCUACACCUUCAUCCUCCUUUUUCUUUCCUCAACAUGGGGCCACGCUCUCAGGUCUCCUUCUCUUCGUCUUCUCUUCUCUUCUCUUCUCUUCUCUUCUCUUCUCUAUUUCUAGCUCGAGUGCCACAAUCCCAGGUAAGCGUCAAUAAAAUGCUCUCGUGUCCAUCACGUGACUGCCAAAAGAAAGUCAAUCGAAAUUCCUCAUUUUUAACAUUUUGACCUGAAAUGGUAAUCAUGCCAAAAAAAAAAAAAAAGAAACAGUUUUCAUUGUGUGACCACUUUGUAUGCAAGUUUACACAAUGACAGUGGGGGUAUUAAAAAAAAAAAAAAAAAAAAAAGUUACAGGUUUAUCUGUUUUCAGUUGUCACCUCGACCUCUAGGUGGCGCCACAAUCCCUCACGCGCAGCUGCGUGAUUUGACAUUUUUAGUGAAUCGUUCUUCUUGUGCUACUCAUGGAAAGCGAUUUAAGCAUUUCUUCGAUAUCUUUGUUAUCCAUCCAGAUUGAGAUUCAUGUACUAGUUAAUACGCAGUUUGUCCUCACUAGUAAUACAAUUCAGUGCACUAUGAGGUCAUCGACUAACAGCUCAAACGGCUUGUCAUAAAGCCUUUUGCGCAUUUAGUCGAUAUUUUGGAUGUGCACUACUAGUACUACUAGUUAAUGGUAGAGAACUAGUGUUUUAUGUCAUUUGUCAACUCGUGCAUAGUUUUUGCAUCACUAGUAAUGUAGUUGUUCUAGUCGUAUGCCAAAGUUGUCCUUUUAGUGAGGACAGGGCGUACUAGUACUUGAACCUUGAGAUGGGUAUCAACGAUAUCAGCUUGCCAUAAAGCCAGUCUGAGCAUUUAUUUGCAGUGCACUAGUGGCAUAGCAGAUAAAGGCCCAAACAGCUUUAUGGCAAGCUGUUUGAGCAUUGAUCCAAAAGCGUGUACUGUACGAGUACGUUGACCUUAAGCUGGGUCUCCAGGAUACUGAAUAAAUGCUCAAACGACUUGCAAUACACUCAAGUACAGACAAUUGAGAUGAGACGAAUGUAUGCAGUAUGUGUUGUUUGGUUUUGAGCUGAAACUGUUUAAAAAGGACACUUUGGGGGGGAAAAAGAUGCUGCCUUGAAGUGGAGAAAGGAAGACAAAAGUUCUGCUGGAUUGAAACAAAAAAAAAAAAACGUUUUCCCAUUGUUGAAUAUUCCGUCAUAAUGUGUGCGAAUCAGCUGAUGGAGGGUGACGCUUGCACGUGCUUUAAAUGGCGUUCAUGCGCACACACGUGUGCUGCGACGAUGUGUUUGUUGCUCAGAUCGCCGUUGAAGUGACUGGUCUUGUUACAAAAACAUGAAAAAAGCAUUUUUUCGGACCCUGAUCCUCCUUGCUGUUACUUUGAAGCGUCCCCUUGCUGACUUGCAAAGAACAAUCAUCAGUAGCGGGGCAACCAUGUUGACUGUCAUCCUCCCCCUCGGUUAAAAUGCUGGGAAAGUAUCUGUCAUGCAUACCUCUGUUUUUGCCAGCAUUCCUGUAAAACAGUGCUUUGAGUUGACUGAUCUUCUAGCCGAGUGGUUCACGUCAGGGUGCAGAAAGUGUAAAUAAUUAGCUUGUCUUAUUUCUUGACAAAAUAUGGUUCUUUGUUCUCUUCGUUCGUUUUUCUUGCCAUCUUUCAGCUUGAGAAAAAUGUAUUAAAUGUAGAUAUGUUGAUAACAUGAAGGCCCCGUUUGUUUUUCUUUUUAUUCUUCUUUUUUUUGGUCCACCAUUAAUGCUUGUUGUGUUAUUGGGCACUGAAGUAUCAUUCAAAAGACAUUCACUAUGUUAACAUGCCAACUCUACACAUUGGUAUUGUAUUUUUGGUAUAACUUCAAUUUAGAAAGUAAGCGGUUACGAUAGCCAUACGACUAAGCAGAUGACAUGAACCUGUGAAUAAAUGCCAGUUAUUUCAAAUA
Messenger RNA from Phyllopteryx taeniolatus (common seadragon), 4048 nucleotides. It is a transcript of the gene stub1, whose product is annotated as STIP1 homology and U-Box containing protein 1. Bases 1079 to 1933 code for a protein of 284 amino acids. Gene Ontology annotation, cellular component: cytoplasm; Z disc. Gene Ontology annotation, biological process: cellular response to misfolded protein; positive regulation of proteolysis; protein quality control for misfolded or incompletely synthesized proteins. The record is from RefSeq and is a predicted model, not a curated record. The transcript is spliced from 12 exons. Gene Ontology annotation, molecular function: ubiquitin protein ligase activity; protein-folding chaperone binding. NCBI's taxonomy places the organism in Eukaryota, Metazoa, Chordata, Actinopteri, Syngnathiformes, Syngnathidae.